This is a messenger RNA of Aspergillus melleus, 2592 nucleotides long. It is a transcript of the gene chl1, whose product is annotated as DNA helicase. The transcript has 8 exons. Lineage: Eukaryota; Fungi; Ascomycota; Eurotiomycetes; Eurotiales; Aspergillaceae. Gene Ontology annotation, molecular function: DNA binding; hydrolase activity, acting on acid anhydrides, in phosphorus-containing anhydrides; DNA helicase activity. The record is from RefSeq and is a predicted model, not a curated record. Gene Ontology annotation, cellular component: nucleus. Gene Ontology annotation, biological process: nucleobase-containing compound metabolic process; establishment of sister chromatid cohesion. Bases 1 to 2592 code for a protein of 863 amino acids.
AUGGACCUCUCCCCAGAGAAUUCCAAUUUCAAUCACCCUUACUCGCCCUAUGACAUCCAGCUUCAGUUUAUGCGCGCCCUUUACACUUCUCUCGAAGAGGGCAAGGUGGCUGUUUUUGAGUCUCCUACUGGCACGGGAAAAUCCUUAAGUUUAAUAUGCGGCUCCUUAACUUGGUUGCGCGACCACAAGCGCAAGGCUCUUCAAGAACUAGUGGAGAACACCGCAUGCGAUGAAGAUGAACCAGAAUGGAUGAAAGAGUUCGCAAAACGCGAAUCAAGCCGGGCCAUUGCCGAAAAGAAGAAGAGACUUGAAUCAAGGCUGGCAAAGAUACGGCAAGAAGAAGAGAAGCUUAAAGUGGCUCACGAAAGUUCUGAGGGUCCUCGGAAACGACAGAAAAUGAAUGCCCCAUCUACUGCUUUAGAUGUACAGGAUGAAGAUUCUUUUGCAUUAGAUGACUAUGAAAGUGAUACUGAGGAGCAAAAGAAUUCGCAGAUGUCAUCAGGCCAACCCAGUGGUCUGUCUGCCAGCACCCUGGGUCUAUUAGAGCAGUUCAAAGGGAAACUCUCAAGCAAGCCGGCGGAGAAAGAUGACGCCGAGGGAUUGACCAGAAUUUUUUAUUGCUCCCGAACCCAUUCUCAAUUGACCCAAUUUGUGAGCGAGCUAAGGCGCGUUGAGAUGCCGCCAAGCGUGCCGAAGGAGCUCAGCCUUGAUCUUACGGGCGAAGGAGAACUCGAGGAGCGGAUCAAGCAUCUGUCGCUUGGGUCCCGUAGGAACCUGUGCAUCAACCCAAAAGUGGCUGCUUUGGAAAAUCCAACCGCAAUUAACGAACGAUGCCUUGAGUUACAACAACCUGGCGUUGCAGCCCAGGACAAAUGCCCCUUCCUGCCGUCCAAGAACGAUGAAGCGCCACUACUGAACUUCCGCGAUCAUGCGUUGGCGACAGUCAAAGACAUUGAAGACUUGGGAAACAUUGGCAAGAAGACUGGAACUUGUCCUUAUUAUGCAUCCCGAUCGGUCAUCAAACACACCGAGAUUGUGACGCUUCCAUACCCCCUGCUCCUCCAGCGAUCAGCACGAGAGGCCCUAGAAAUCUCCGUCAAAGAUCACAUCGUCAUUAUUGACGAGGCGCAUAACCUGAUGGACGCCAUCUCUAACAUCCACUCAGUCACAAUCACGCUUUCCCAACUAGAGACUUCGAUCUCACAACUGACAGCUUACGCGCGGAAGUUCAAGACGCGCUUAAAGGGGAAGAACAGAAGCUACAUCGCACAAGUCAUUAGGCUUGUCAGUUCAAUUGCGGAUCAUCUUCGGUCUCUCAAAAACACUUCUGCUCCUGAGGGCUGUGUGCAAUCUUCAGAUCUCAUGGCUGGAAGAGGCGUUGACCAAAUCAACCCCUACAAGCUGUGUAGGUACUUGCAGGAGAGCAAAUUGGCUAGGAAGGUUGAUGGCUACGUUGAGUUCUCCAAGGAAAAAGCAGAUCACCAAUCACACUCGAAACCUACCACGCCCGUCCUUUUCCACGUAUCAAGCUUUCUUUUACCUCUGAUGAACCUCACGGCUGAAGGGCGGCUAUUCUAUUCGAAAACAUCAGACGAUAUCCAAUUAAAGUACAUGUUACUCGACCCAACAAAUCAUUUCAGGGAGAUAGUUGAAGAUGCACGGGCAGUCAUCUUAGCGGGUGGAACAAUGUCUCCAAUGUCAGAUUACAUGAAUCAUUUAUUCUCAUAUGUGCCACACAAUCGGUUAGAUACCUUCAGCUAUGGCCAUGUCAUCCCAUCAGAAAACCUGGUUGCACAUACUCUCGGAAAGGGGAUCUUCGGUUCCGAUUUCGAUUUCACCUACGAAAAUCGGAAUUCCGAGAAGACAAUCAAUGAUCUCGGGCGAACAAUUGCAGCAUUUUGUCAGGUGAUUCCCGACGGCGUGGUUGCCUUUUUCCCCAGCUUUGAUUAUCUACACCAGGUCAUAAGCACAUGGAAGAAGCCCAUUCCGGGCGACGAGAGCAAAAGUGUCUACAAUUUGAUCGAGCGGAAGAAACCCAUUGUGUACGAGUCCCGCGAUAUGACGGUCACAACGGAGGAGCUCCUUCAGGAUUAUGCUCGGACUAUUGAAGCGGGUAAAGGGGCUCUGCUCUUAUCGGUAGUAGGGGGCAAAUUGUCCGAAGGCAUUAACUUCUCGGACAGACUGGGACGGGGUGUUUUGAUUGUUGGUCUGCCUUUCCCGAAUAUACACAGCGCGGUUUGGCAAGCCAAAAUCCAGUACGUCGAGCAGAAGGCGUUUGCGCAAAACUCCGGGGCCAACCGACAGUCGGCCGCCAAAGCUGCGGGCAGGGAUUUCUACGAAAAUGCUUGCAUGCGAGCAGUCAACCAGAGUAUUGGACGGGCUAUCAGACAUCAGAAUGAUUACGCCGCCAUCGUGCUUAUUGACAAGCGGUAUCAGAGCGCUAAUGUACAAGGGAAACUGCCGACAUGGAUUAAGCAGAGUAUGGCGAGCACUUCCGUGCAACGACCGACAGGGGCAGUAGUAGGCAGCCUUGCUAAAUUUUUCACUGGCAGGAGAGGAAGGCAGGAGCCAAAAUCGAUAGAAUACGAAUGA